Messenger RNA from Eurytemora carolleeae, 460 nucleotides. RefSeq names its product dynein light chain roadblock-type 2. Lineage: Eukaryota; Metazoa; Arthropoda; Copepoda; Calanoida; Temoridae. Gene Ontology annotation, cellular component: cytoplasm; cytoplasmic dynein complex. Gene Ontology annotation, molecular function: dynein intermediate chain binding. Gene Ontology annotation, biological process: microtubule-based movement. The transcript has 4 exons. The record is from RefSeq and is a predicted model, not a curated record. Bases 14 to 355 code for a protein of 113 amino acids.
ACCGUCCGAGAGGAUGGGAGAACCGGAGAGAGCUGGAACCGUAUCUAUUACAACCCAGGUGGAUCAAAUACUCAAAAGGAUUGGAGCGAACAGCAAGGUGGAGGGCGUGGUGGUAAUCAACAAUGAAGGAAUCCCUAUAAAAUCUACACUAGACAGUACAUCUACUGUUCAGUAUUCGGCGGAGAUAUCCCAGCUGGCGGAGAGAGCGAAGUGCUUGGUUCGUGAUCUAGAUCCAACCAAUCAUCUGACCUUUGUCAGGAUUGCAUCAAAGAAGCAUGAGGUUCUAGUUGCUCCUGAUACAGAUUAUAUUAUGAUUGUUCUACAAAAGACGAAGAAGUCCAGUUCUGAUGAAUAAACCAUGAUACAAUAUAUUUCAUUCAAUUCAAAUAAACGAUUUCUGAUUUUUAAUAAAAUUUAUCGAAAUAUUUACCAAACAUUAUUAAUAAACCACAUUAUUUGU